This is a messenger RNA of Chondrus crispus (carragheen), 195 nucleotides long. RefSeq lists its product as hypothetical. Bases 1 to 195 code for a protein of 64 amino acids. The transcript has a single exon. The record is from RefSeq and is a predicted model, not a curated record. Lineage: Eukaryota; Rhodophyta; Florideophyceae; Gigartinales; Gigartinaceae.
AUGGUUGGGGCCAUAUCGAGUUGUGAAGAUCAUGGAAAAGGAGGUAUAUGUCGACUGGGACGGAAAGGAGCAGCACUACAACCUGUCGCAAGUCAUACCCAUGCCCAAAGAACAGGGCGACAGAGAACUGAAACGCCUAUUCGAUGGGAUGGAGCAAUUUACAUCCAACCCGCCCCCCGGAGUAUUAGUCACUGA